Messenger RNA from Solenopsis invicta (red fire ant), 1310 nucleotides. RefSeq names its product troponin I (gene wupA). The transcript is spliced from 8 exons. Bases 144 to 740 code for a protein of 198 amino acids. Gene Ontology annotation, biological process: muscle contraction. NCBI's taxonomy places the organism in Eukaryota, Metazoa, Arthropoda, Insecta, Hymenoptera, Formicidae. The record is from RefSeq and is a predicted model, not a curated record. Gene Ontology annotation, cellular component: troponin complex.
CACGUGAACCGGCCUACGAUGGAGGUUCACGAAGUCGACUAGGUAUCCACGAUGGCACAGUCAGCUGCCUAAGGUCCAGUUGGCCAGUCGCAGCCAGCAAGCUUUCUCCACAAGGUAGACGCGUGUAACAACAAGACACCACCAUGGCGGACGACGAGGAAAAGAAGAGGAAACAGGCGGAGACCGAGAGGAAGAGGGCGGAGGUCCGCGCCCGCCUCGAAGAGGCUUCCAAAGCCAAGAAGGCGAAGAAGGGUUUCAUGACCCCCGACAGGAAGAAAAAGCUUAGGUUGCUGUUGCGUAAGAAAGCUGCUGAGGAAUUGAAGAAGGAACAGGAAAGAAAAGCGGCCGAGAGAAGGCGCAUAAUCGAGGAGCGCUGCGGAAAGCCGAAGAUCGUCGACGACGCCAACGAAGUGGAGUUGAAGAAGAUUUGCCAAAUGUAUCACGACCGCGUCUACCUUUGUGAGGGUCAGAAGUGGGAUUUGGAGCGUGAAGUUCGGAAAAGGGACUACGAGAUCGCGGACUUGAACAGCCAGGUCAACGAUCUCCGAGGUAAAUUCAUGAAACCAACCCUGAAGAAAGUGUCUAAAUACGAGAACAAGUUCGCCAAGCUCCAAAAGAAAGCCGCCGAGUUCAAUUUCCGUAAUCAACUGAAACAAGUCAAGAAGAAGGAAUUCACAUUGGAGGAGGAGGACAAGGAGCCCAAGAAGUCCGAGAAGGCAGAAUGGCAGACCAAGAAGUAGAUUUAAUAUGAGAAAGAAAAACAGUUUGAGUGCAAAAUCUCAAUAAAAUACAAACAUUACUACGCAACAAAAUCGAGAACAAACGAAAAACUAAGAAACUUCUUUACACACGCGUUUAUACACAUACACACACAUAAGAAGAAAUAUUGACACGAUCGCGUUUAUACAAUCUGUCACGCGCGCAAAAAUGAGUCAUUAUAAAAUGAAUGGAAAGGAAGAAGAAAAAAGAAACAGAUGCAUAAACGCGUAGAACAUUUUUGAUACCGUUUCAUCGACGUCUCGCGCGUGUUUGCCAGCGCAUUUUUAUCGUUCACAUUCGUUCGAAUUGUUGUCAAACUAGUUCGUUUGCGCUGCAGAACAAAUUAAUGAGUGAGAAUUGAAAAUUGUCCGAACAAUUUUAGGAGUUAGCCGAUAUUUGAUUAUAUCCCUUUUCCGCGUGGAAACUAGACCGGUCAAAACGAGCGACGUAGAAAGAUGCUGACUCUGCAUAAAUAUUCACGUAUAACUGUCAUAUAUAUAUACAUAUAGAAGCGAUAAAAGUUACGGCAAUAAACGAUCGAAGAAAGCGCA